CUCCUCGACUCUUCCUCCAAGCCGCUAUUUAUCAUGGUCAAGUCUACGCUCGUAGUGCGCGCAUCUGAUGCUCUUCCAUUGGCGGCCAGUGUAGACGACGAACAGACAGAGCAAGCAUUGUCUGAGCACAAGCAACAAGCCAAGCUCAUCUUCCGCAGGAUAGGGCCCAACUCUGAAUCUCGUUGUACCAUUGAGAGCGGACCAUACAAUCUACACUACCUUAUAGCCGAAAAUGUCAUCUACCUUGUCAUUGCAGACAAGUCAUACCCCCGCAAGCUCGCCUUUUCUUACCUCGAUGAGCUAUCAAAGGAGUUUCAAACAUCAUAUGGCGCAAAAGUGGACAACGUGCGGAAACCAUAUGCAUUUGUCGGCUUCGAUACAUUCAUGUCAAAGACUACUCGGCUGUACCAAGACACGAGGACCGCAAGCGCUGCAGGGAGCUCUCAUUUGGACAAACUAAACGACGAGCUGCAGGACGUUACGCGAAUCAUGACAAAGAACAUGGAGGAGCUUUUAUGGAGAGGGGAUUCGCUCGACAGAAUGUCGCACCUAUCGACCUCAUUACGUUCCGAAUCGGAAAAAUACCGUCGUGCGGCGAGGAAUAUCAACCUACAAGCGAUGAUUCGGCAGUAUGCACCCAUCGGCGCGGUCGUGCUUCUGCUCAUAAUUUUCAUCUAUUGGCGAUUCUCAUGAGGAAGGACGGCUUUUGGAUUUGUUCCCGUGUAUUUUGUACUUACCCCGUUAAUGUUCCCUAUUCCCGCAUCGUAUUCGUUUCACCGCC
Dichomitus squalens LYAD-421 SS1 is the source of this 781-nucleotide messenger RNA. Its product is annotated as protein transport protein Sec22. NCBI's taxonomy places the organism in Eukaryota, Fungi, Basidiomycota, Agaricomycetes, Polyporales, Polyporaceae. Bases 34 to 693 code for a protein of 219 amino acids. Gene Ontology annotation, cellular component: ER to Golgi transport vesicle membrane; SNARE complex; endoplasmic reticulum membrane. Gene Ontology annotation, biological process: vesicle fusion with Golgi apparatus; retrograde vesicle-mediated transport, Golgi to endoplasmic reticulum; endoplasmic reticulum to Golgi vesicle-mediated transport. The transcript is spliced from 5 exons. Gene Ontology annotation, molecular function: SNAP receptor activity. The record is from RefSeq and is a predicted model, not a curated record.